CGAGGCCAGACUUGGGCGUCGCUGCGCAUCGUUAACAUGGGGCGAGGAGCCCGGAGCAUGGGGGGCCGGGACGGGCCAGCCCCCACCCAGUGCGGCCAGGCCGAGUGCUUCGACCCGCUGCUCCGCAACUGCGUGGCCUGCAGGCUGUUCCGGACGCCCGAGCCCCAGCCCGGCCCAGCCUCGCCUCCCGCCGGCGCCCCCCAUGCCCGGCCGACCCUCGCCGCCGCCCCCUGCGCCCGGUCCCCGUCCCCUGCCCCCGCGGCCGGGGACAGCAGCCUGGCGCCCCGGACGGCGCUGCAGCCUCAGGAGUCGGUGCGCGCGGGGACCGGCCCCGCGGGCGCGCUGCCGCUGCCGGGGCUGCUCUUCGGCGCCCCCGCGCUCUUGGGGCUGGCGCUGGCGCUGGCCCUGCUCCUCGUGGGCUUGCUAAGCUGGAGGCGCCGGCGGCGGCGCGGGGCCCCCUCCCCCGAGGCCCCCGAGGCCCCCGAAGGCGAGCCGGAAGCGCCCCUGGACAAUGUCAGCAUCCUCUCUUCUGGACCCCUCGCGGCCACAGCUCCCCCUGUCCAGCCUCUUCUUGAAGAUCCAGACACCACACCACCUGGCCACAGUGUCCCUGUGCCAGCCACAGAGCUGGGCUCCACGGAGCUGGUGACCACCAAGACGGCUGGCCCUGAGCAGCUGUAGUUUUGGGGGGAGGGGGGAGGAGGAGGGGCCCCGUGCCCUCCCUGUGGGCCACCAGCCCAGGGCUUGGAAGUUGAAUUGGGCUCUUCACCUCAGCACCACCUGCUCCUUUCCUAGGAGCCAGGCUGCUCCCCAGCUGAAUCCUGCAAACCCAGGGACUACCGAUGACAGUGUGCAACCCGCAGGGAGUUGUUCAGCCUGUAGCUUUUGACUCAAAACUAUACUGUCCUCAAUAGCUCUCAAAGGUUGUAUCUGGGCUCCUGUGCUUUUGAAUGGUUGGGGCACCUUGAGUGGGAAAGCCAUUAGGCCAGUUUGCGUCUGGAUAAAGGAUGAAGCGGGAGGCUGCUUGGUUUGUAAA
Choloepus didactylus (southern two-toed sloth) is the source of this 1036-nucleotide messenger RNA. It is a transcript of the gene TNFRSF13C, whose product is annotated as TNF receptor superfamily member 13C. Gene Ontology annotation, cellular component: external side of plasma membrane. Gene Ontology annotation, molecular function: signaling receptor activity. NCBI's taxonomy places the organism in Eukaryota, Metazoa, Chordata, Mammalia, Pilosa, Megalonychidae. The record is from RefSeq and is a predicted model, not a curated record. The transcript is spliced from 3 exons. The coding region runs from base 37 to 681 and encodes 214 amino acids. Gene Ontology annotation, biological process: T cell costimulation; positive regulation of T cell proliferation; B cell costimulation.